AUGAGAGCGGGUCAGCAGCGCGAACAGCGCGAACAACGCGAGCAGGAGGAGCGCCGUAGACGGCAGAAAAGACAAGAGCAGCGACUGCCGCCGCCGCGCAACGGACGCGUGGGCUCCGCGCCGCCGGCCGUCCCUCAGCACUAUAUGGGGCCCGCACCGGGCGCUGUCCCUGUGAGCCGAUACGCGCCGAUUCCUGCCGCGCCAGUAGUGCGGGUGCCCCGGUCGCGCCCCGCGCCCGCUCCCGCAGCAGCAUCAAUGCCUGCGGCGAUGCCCGUAGCGGCAGCCGCGCCACUAGCAUACAGCCCAUCGCCGCCACAGCCUGCCCCGGCGCCCGUGCCGAUGUCCGCGCCCACGACGGCACGCAAUUCCCUCGAAAGUGAUACACAGCAGAGCUUCAAGGACACGCAAAUAGCGACGCAGCUCUUUCAAAACCACGACGUCAAGCAGCGCGGACGACUCACCGCAGCGGAGCUGCAGAACCUCCUCCAAAAUGAUGAUAACAGCCACUUCUGCAUAUCGUCCGUGGACGCACUGAUCAAUUUGUUUGGCGCGUCGCGCUUCGGCACGGUAAGUCUCACGGAGUUUAUCUCGCUGUACAGGCGCGUCAAGAAGUGGCGCAAAGUCUAUGUGGACAACGACAUCAACGGGAGCUUUACGAUCAGUGCCAGCGAGUUCCAUAACAGUCUCCAGGAACUCGGCUAUCUCGUCCCUUUCGACGUGAGCGAGAACCUGUUUGACCAGUACGCGGAAUUCAUCGAUCCUGGCAAGAACGGCAAAGAACUCAAGUUUGACCGGUUCGUGGAAACCCUCGUUUGGCUCAUGCGGCUAACCAAAGUGUUUCGCAAGUUCGACACGAACCAGGAGGGUGUCGCCACGGUUCAAUACAAGGACUUCAUCGACGCGACACUGUAUCUCGGCAGAUUCCUGCCGCAUUAA
Molecule: messenger RNA, 936 nt
Organism: Lachancea thermotolerans CBS 6340
Lineage: Eukaryota; Fungi; Ascomycota; Saccharomycetes; Saccharomycetales; Saccharomycetaceae
Gene: PEF1
Product: Pef1p
Exons: 1
Coding region: 1-936 (311 amino acids)
Molecular function (GO): calcium ion binding
Source: RefSeq, a predicted model, not a curated record